Messenger RNA from Elephantulus edwardii (Cape elephant shrew), 420 nucleotides. RefSeq names its product UFM1-specific peptidase 1 (non-functional) (gene UFSP1). The record is from RefSeq and is a predicted model, not a curated record. Lineage: Eukaryota; Metazoa; Chordata; Mammalia; Macroscelidea; Macroscelididae. The transcript has a single exon. Bases 1 to 420 code for a protein of 139 amino acids.
AUGGGUGAUAAGUCCCCUGGAUUCCGGGGCUCCCGAAGCUGGAUCGGCUGUGUGGAGGUCAGCCUCUGCCUCUCCUAUUUCGGGGGACCAGAGGGGCGCCUGUGUCAUGUACCCCGCGGGAUGGGGCUUCAGGGUGAAUUGGAGAGGCUUUACUCCCACUUUUCAGGGGGUGGGGGUCCUGUAAUGGUGGGAGGAGACGUGGAUGCCGGAGCCAAGGCCUUGCUGGGAGUCUGUCUGGGGCCAGGCACGGAAGCCUACCUCCUGAUACUGGACCCUCACUGUUGGGAUGCUCCUGGAAACCCCAGAGAACUACAGGCUGCUGGGUGGGUAGGCUGGCAAGAAGUAACGAAGGCCUUUGACCCGAACUCUUUCUACAACUUGUGCUUGACCAGCUCUGUGUCUGGCCCCAAGGAGCUCUAA